Chaetura pelagica (chimney swift) is the source of this 1119-nucleotide messenger RNA. It is a transcript of the gene B3GNT4, whose product is annotated as UDP-GlcNAc:betaGal beta-1,3-N-acetylglucosaminyltransferase 4. The record is from RefSeq and is a predicted model, not a curated record. The transcript has a single exon. Bases 1 to 1119 code for a protein of 372 amino acids. Lineage: Eukaryota; Metazoa; Chordata; Aves; Apodiformes; Apodidae. Gene Ontology annotation, cellular component: membrane. Gene Ontology annotation, molecular function: hexosyltransferase activity.
AUGUAUCCCAGGAUUAAAAACCUCGCGCUCUACGCCUGCUCGAUCACGCUGCUGGCCUGGGUUCUUUAUGUGAAGAAAGAGGCAAAGUUGGCAGCAUCCUCGGCAGACCAGAAAGUGGACACAGCAGAUCCCAAAGCAAAGUCUUUGGCUGUGGAGAAUGCUGAACCCAGCAAGUGUUUGCCAGACUUGACCCUUGCCAAUUCCUCUCUCGCUCUCCCAGAGCUUCACCGUGUCUUCUUGACAUACAAGCACUGCCGGAACUUCUCGGUCCUGCUGAAGCCUUCCAGGUGUGGCAAAGAGACCUUCCUCUUGCUGGCCAUCAAGUCCUCCCCAAUCAACAUAGACCGGCGGGCAGCCAUCAGGAACACCUGGGGGAAGGAGGUCUCCAUCAGGGGCAAGCAGGUCAGGCUGGUUUUCCUCCUGGGGCGCUCUGAGGCCAAAGUCCAGGUGCAGCCCCUACACCAGCUGCUGGCUUACGAGAGCCAGGAGUUUAAUGACAUUGUACAGUGGGAUUUUGUUGACAACUUCUUCAACUUGACCCUCAAGGAGCUGCAUUUCCUCCGCUGGUUCACGGAGGACUGCCUGCCUGCCAGGUUUGUGCUGAAGGGUGAUGAUGAUGUCUUUGUCAACACUUACAAUAUCGUUGAGUUCCUCCAAGAACUGGACCCUGAACAGGAUCUCUUUGUUGGGGAUGUGAUCACCAAAGCCCGGCCCAUCAGGAACACCAAAGUCAAAUACUUUAUUCCAGAGUCCAUGUACAGAGACCCCUUCUAUCCCCUCUAUGCAGGUGGAGGGGGAUAUGUGAUGUCUAGAGAGACAGUGCGUCGCCUCCAGAGCACUGCAGAGCAUAUGGAGCUCUUCCCAAUAGAUGAUGUCUUUGUGGGAAUGUGUCUGGCAAAGAUGACAGUGACCCCAAAGAACCACGCUGGCUUUAAGACUUUUGGGAUCCAGAGACCUUUCAACCCUUUUGAUCCGUGCUUGUACAAGGGGCUGAUGGUUGUGCACAAACUAAACCCGACCGAGAUGUGGAUCAUGUGGGCGCUGGUGAAGGAUGACAGCAUCAGGUGUGCUGUGUCUAUCACACACAGCUACAGAAGGGCUUGGAGAAGAAGCUACUGA